This is a messenger RNA of Adineta steineri, 1479 nucleotides long. The record is from the annotation of a GenBank genome assembly. NCBI's taxonomy places the organism in Eukaryota, Metazoa, Rotifera, Eurotatoria, Adinetida, Adinetidae.
AUGUUAUUUCGUUCAUCAUCAUUUACAUCUUCAUGUACGGAAUCUAUUAAUGAAAAACCUAAAUCAACUGUAAGCUUUCGUCAUCAUGAAUCUUUACAAAAUCUUCAACAAAAUCAAAGACAACCUCGUCCUAUGCUCUCACGUCCAUUAAAUAUUGAAAAUAAUAAUCAACAUUAUCCACCAAUAGUACCACAAAAUCUAAAACGUGCAACAAUGAACACAGUUCUUUUACCAACACAUAAUUUACCAAUAAAUUCGUUGCUGAAUGAAAAAAAAUAUGAACAACAACAACAAAGCGAAACAAUAAAACGUACAAAUAAUCAAGAUGAUAUAGAAAAUAUUCAAGAACGUUUACAUGAAAUGCUUAUAACUGCACCAACAGCAAAUGAUAAUGAAACAGUAUUAUUACCAGCAGAACAAUCAUCAACAACAGAAUAUUUUACACCGAAAAUUUCAAUUGAUGAAAAUGGAAAGAAAAAAACUGAUGAACAAGAUAAUCAAACUGAUGACGAUGAUGAUGAUGAUGAACUUUAUCCUAUGUCAAAUGGAAUCGAAUCAGCAGCACAUCCAUUUUUUGAUGUUCUAUCAACAACAUCCUAUGAAAAAGAAGUUAUGGUAUAUUUACUUAGUUUAGAAGAACGUUUCGUAACUGAAAAUGAAAAAUUACGUUUAUCUAAACGUCUUCGAGAAUCAACAAAUAGUUUAAAACCAGUUCAAGGUGUACCAAUACCAGGUAGUAAUUCAACUGUUAUUAUAACACCAAAAGUUCGAUGUAAACUUAUUGAUUGGAUUAUAUCUGUACAUGAUUAUCAUCGAUUAAAUGCUGCUAUACUUUGUCGAACUAUUCAUUUGAUUGAUAGAAUUUUACUUUUAAAUGAUCAAAUGACUAAACUUGAUUUACAACUUCGUGCUGUUAAUUGUUUUACAAUUGCAUGUAAACUUGAAUCACGUCGUGUACCUGAUACAAAUUCUUUAUUAUCUUUAUUUGAUGCACGACAUCAUGUAACUCCGGUGAUUUUAAAUCAUGGUGAAAAACAAUUAUUAACACAACUUGAUUUUGAACUUGAAUAUCCAUUAGCAAUCCAUUUUCUUUGUUAUUAUCUUCGAUUUUUACCAUUUCAUUUCAUUAUUUAUUCAUUAUCAAAAUAUAUGAUUGAAUGUGUUCUAUGUGAUGAUACAUUAUCAGAACAAAUACCUGGUUCAUUAUUAGCUGCAUCAACAUUAUUAUUAGCAUUAAAAUUAACAAAACAAUUAGAUAAACCACAAGUGACGAAACGAUUCUAUAAACAUCAACCAUAUAAACAUGAUCGAUUAGAAAAAUGUACUGGACAAAUUAUGAAAAUAAUGCAAAAUGUAUCGAAAUCUUUAUAUCAUACAAAUGUACGUGAAAAAUAUAAACGAAGUGAAUUUGAUCGGGUUGCUAAUUAUCAAUUCAGUAAUGAUCUUGUAAUACCAAUUCCAGAAAAUACAAAAUCGUAA